Molecule: messenger RNA, 180 nt
Organism: Anisakis simplex (herring worm)
Lineage: Eukaryota; Metazoa; Nematoda; Chromadorea; Rhabditida; Anisakidae
Source: the annotation of a GenBank genome assembly
GAAUUUGACGAUCCACGUGACGCAGACGAUGCAGUAUAUGAGUUGAACGGCAAGGAUUUAUGUGGUGAGCGCGUUAUCCUGGAGUUUUCACGUCGUGGACCACGAGGACGUGGCGGCAUGUACGAUAGGUAUCCACCACCCAGACGCGAAUCAAGGUCAGAUUCGAGGAAUAUUCGGUAG